Molecule: messenger RNA, 765 nt
Organism: Vicia faba (fava bean)
Lineage: Eukaryota; Viridiplantae; Streptophyta; Magnoliopsida; Fabales; Fabaceae
Source: the annotation of a GenBank genome assembly
AUGGGGAGAGGAAAGAUUCUGAUUCGAAAGAUUGAGAAUUUGACCAACAGGCAAGUGACUUUCUCAAAACGAAGAAAAGGGUUGAAGAAGAAAGCUAAAGAACUUUCCAUUCUUUGUGAUGCACAAGUUGGAUUGAUUUUGUUCUCCUCUACUCAUAAGCUUUAUCACUAUGCAAGCUCCAGCAUGGAAUCUAUUAUCGAUCGGUAUAAUAAGUUAACUAAGGAUCACCAUCGGGCAAUAGAUACUACUUUGGACGUCAAGAUAUGGCAAAGUAGGAACUCUUUCCUAUUUCAGAAAAAGGACUUUAUCCCAGUGAAGGUGGCGAGAGAUGCAGCGGCCGUGGUUGAGGAAUACUCAAAGGCGUUUAAAAGCCCCAUUAAUUUUGACUAUUUUGGUGUUGUUCAGUAUUCAGGAGUUUCCAAUGGCGUGGAUUUUGUGGCUUUGGUGUACACUGUUUGUUUCCCUGAUGGCUUCACAAUCUGGAGAUGGUGCCUGGAGCCGGUGGCCCUUUUCAAGUGGGAGAAUGUCAUCAUCCAAAUUGAUGCUCUUUUUGUGGCAGAUUGUAUUCAAGGCCAUGUUGUUAUUGCUCAGAUUGUUUUUGUUAUUGGGGACUGCAUUAACCUCUUGUCCUUUUUGAAUUAUGUUUCUAUUAAGUUUAUUAGUCGCAAUUUAAAUCUUGAAGCCCAUAACUUAGUUGGGAUUGCAAAAGUGCUUGGGUCUAGAACUUGGCAUGGUGAGCAGGCUGUUGUAUCUUCUUCCACUUAA